Ilyonectria robusta is the source of this 330-nucleotide messenger RNA. Its product is annotated as DSS1/SEM1 family-domain-containing protein. Gene Ontology annotation, biological process: proteasome assembly; double-strand break repair via homologous recombination; mRNA export from nucleus. The transcript is spliced from 2 exons. The record is from RefSeq and is a predicted model, not a curated record. Bases 1 to 330 code for a protein of 109 amino acids. NCBI's taxonomy places the organism in Eukaryota, Fungi, Ascomycota, Sordariomycetes, Hypocreales, Nectriaceae. Gene Ontology annotation, cellular component: proteasome complex; proteasome regulatory particle, lid subcomplex.
AUGGCUUCCGACACCAAGCCCGCCGAAGAGAAGCCCGCUGAGCAGAAGCCCGAGCAGAAGCCCACCGCCCUAGGCGAGGAUGACGAGUUCGAGGACUUCCCCGUCGAUGACUGGCCAGAGGAUCAGACUGAGGCUGCUCAAGGCAGCGGCGAGACGAAGCACCUGUGGGAGGAGAGCUGGGACGAUGACGACACGACCGAUGACUUCUCGGCGCAGCUGAAGUGGGUUGCCCUUGAUCCCCCCUCAAGUCCAAGAUUCGACUGGACAGAUUCGAUUCGACAGAUCCAAUCUCGAAACGUCUUGUGGCAAUAUUUUGACGACACUGGCUAA